AUGAACUUUUUAAAUAAGGUAUGUUGUAGUUUUUUCAUCUAUCGAAUUCCGUUGAGAAGUUUUCGCGCUCAUUGGGUCGAAGUUUUUUUCUGUUCGAGUCAAAAGAACAUGGUACACACAACCAGCAGUACAUGAAAAAAAUAUUCUAAUUUAUUUUGGAAAAAAACUGUUGUUUCUUGAUCAAUUUUUUUCGUAUGAAAAUCACAUUUUUUAGUCUUUUUGUUUUCUGUUAGGAGAAACAUUUUGCAAAAGACAACUUUAUCAUCUUAUUUUUUCAGUAUCUCAGAGACAAAUAGCCCAAUAGAAGACAAAAUAAAGUUGAGACUUUGGUGAAAAAUUAAUAACAAAAAAUUGAAAUUCUUGUUUCUUUUCCAUGUCGACUCAAUUUUUUUCAGCUAGCUCAUCGGAUUCUUUUUUUUGCAUUUAUAGAAGCUGGAAAAUCAAACUGUGGUUUCCAAGGGAUGGGUCACAAAUCUUGAAGUUUCAUUAAGGCCACAAUAAGCCAAAAAGAGUUCUUCUUCAUGGCACACCCUUUUUCUUCAAACGAUACGUUCAUUUAGAUUCUCAUCAGUUGAAAAUUAAAAAAUAUGUUUUGCCGCCCUAUUUCUCAAUAUGUAACGCCUACCAGUUAUGAAUCACAAAAAGGCAGCUUAUUGUGUAGAAUCAACUAUUUCUGGUUUUUUGUCUUCUUAUCAGUCACAUGUUAACGAUGAGUCAAAGUUAGUGAUAAAUUAUGUGAAUUCAUGAGUUGGUCAUUUUCACACCUGUUAAUGGACAAUUGUUUGUGGGCCUAUAACGUAAAACGUGGGGACAUGGCUCGUUAUCAAUUUUAGUGUGCUUUUCUCCAAGGCUUCGGCCCGAGAUAGCAAAAUCUCUCCAGUUUUUGCGGACUCCUUUUCUGUUACGUUUGGUACUAUAGUUCUUCCAAAGAUAGUUUUUCAAUGGGGGAUAUUCACUUUUCUAAUCAACAAUGUUUCUAAAAAUUUACCAAGAAACAAAAAUCUUUUCUGCUUAAGCGAAUGAAAUUCGAGAAAAAAAAAACAACUUUUUUUGCUCUUUAAAAAAAUUUCAAUGUCUUCAAUUUCAGAUUUGGACGGCGUUAAAAGAAAAAAUUAACUCCAAAGAAACUAUUGAAAAGUCUUUUGAACAAACGACUGUGGAAGAAAUAACAGUUGAAAAAAGGCCCAUGGCACCUGAGCCGCCAAAAGAAAUGAACAAAGUGGCUCACCCAAUCGGAAAUGCGACGAGGAUUCACACUCUAGGUAGAUCUGUCAAGUAUCUUGAAUUACCUCUGUUUCUUCUAUUUCCUGCGGUUGCUUUUUUCAGAAAUAAAAAAUAUAGUGUAAAGCUUCAGAGUAUAGCUUCAUUCACAUUGCUUUUACUAUUAUAAAGAAGCACUUUUUCGAGAGACUUUUGAAAAUAUUCGACAAAGACAGGGAGGGUCAGUGUCAACUUUAAUGUUUGAACAAACUUUCAAACGAAAAGCCAAUUCAUUCCCCUACGUGUUGUCCCUCUUUGUUCCCAUGUGAUUCAUUCUGAACGUGUCUAGCGUCAUACUCUUUUUUUCUGCUUCAGUCCAGUGUCUUUUCUGUUAUUCAGCGAAACGUUAUCAUAUCAAUCAUUCUUGAUUUCAGAUCCCAUGUGCUCGAGGAAAACCGGUUUCAGCCGGGUACUGGAUGGGUUAGCGAAGCGGCAGCUCGAACAUGACUUUCAAUUAGAAAGAGCCGCUCAAACCUAUGAUCCAAUCAAAAACAUCGGCGCCGGCGCAUUUGGGAUUGUCUGCAUGGCGAAGGAGAGAAACACGGAGAACUAUGUAAAAUUUUUCUUCAAUUAUUUUCUUCAGACGAUCUAUGAAAUAUUUUCGAAAAAAUUCAUUUUGAACAGGUGGCAAUCAAAAAAAUCGGACACGCAUCAGCUACUCCGACAUUGGCUCGCAGAACUCUACGAGAAAUUCGUGUGCUGCGGUUCCUCAAUCAUCCAAACAUCGUGACAUUGAGGGACAUUUUCCGAACGCAGGGACCUCUUGGAACCGAUGUUUAUUUGGGUACGUUGUACGAUUAAAAAGUCAGAAGCGGCUACCAGCUGCCAAAAUUCUUAUCUAACUGACAUUGGCCAGGUCAGUAGGCUGUAUAUGUGCACAAUCGAUGUACUCUCAUGGCCGAUCUGUUUGUGUUGCUAAAUUGUAUUCUGGUCAUUCAGUAGCACAAAGUAUACUUAACAGUUGUUUCUUUCGAAUGGAACUUUGAAUUGAACUCUUAGAAAUCGAAGGUUUUUUUCAGUGAUGGAUUUGAUGGAAACGAAUCUGCACAGAGUUAUAUACGAUACGGAAAGAGAACUCCGGGAAGACGAAAUCAUGCAAUGUCUCCGUCAGCUCCUAGUUGGUCUGCAGGUAUGCAGUCGUUUCUUCAAAAAUGAAGGACAUUCGCACUUCUUUGGAAAGUCAGUAACUGUUUCACAGUCGGAGAGAUCCAACUCUCGUUACGGUUUCUCUGAGAGAAGAAACUAUCCAUAACCUAAAAACGACCUUGUAAAGAUUUCCUUUUGCCUCACGAGAGUCAUCAAUUUAAGCGGCGCCAGCCGCAGAUAGUGUCCUCUUUGCCUGGAGAAGACCACUCCCAUGCUUUAAUUUUCUUUGUUACGCUAUCAAAAAGCAAAUAAAAGUACAGACGGAAAUGGAUAGUUCACGUCUAAAACGCAAACAGGUCACACCAAGAGGGCACUGUGGAAACCGGUGUUCGAUAAAAAUGAUAUUUUUGUCGUUUAAAAAAAGGUUCUUCAUCAGAAAAAAGAUGUUAUUACAGUAUCUUCACAAAGCUCAAAUCGCUCAUCGAGACUUGAAGCCAUCCAAUCUUCUUGUUAACUGGGAAACCGAUAGCUCCAUCACGCUGAGAAUAGCUGAUUUCGGUAAUUUUCGAUCAAAUUUUAAUGAAAAUUAUUCAAUAUUAUUUUCUCAGAAGAUCAAAUAUUUUUUCAGGCAUGGCGAAGUUGGCAGAGAAAGAGAAACGUAACGACGAAGCAGAUGAGCAUUGUUUCUACAUGACGCAGCACGUGGCCACUCUCCCAUACAGGUUUGUUCUUUCGAAAAGUUGGUUUCAUUGAGAACAAAAGUCGCUAAGUCAUGCUGCAAAUUAAAUAAGAGGUUUGGUUUUUUGGCGCGUUGUUGGAGAAAUUUGAUUUAUUUGGUUCUAACAAACGCGUUAGGACUUGCUUCUAGCGCAGUAAAUCAUUGGAACUUGAUGUUGCCCGCAGAUUGCACUAUUACAAUAGAAUCUGUAUUCCCUAAAGGAUGAUAUUUUUGAAUAGAAAAAAAUAGGGUUGUUAUCCUAAAUCUGGACAAUUUCAGAGCUCCAGAAUUGUUAUUCGUUAUGCCUGAGCAUUCAACCGCCGUCGACAUGUGGGCAGUUGGAUGCAUUUUGGGAGAGAUGUACAAAAGACAAGAACUAUUCCCUGCCAGAAGUGUCCAGAGCCAGAUCUAUAUUCUCGUCUUCACUUUCGGGAAGCCCAGCGCCAAGAUUCUCCGCGAGAUUCGUUGCGAACGUACCAAGCAACUCAUCGAGAAGUACAACUGCGACACGAGCGUCAGCUUCCGAGAGCUUAUUCCUUAUGGCGAAGUUUGCUGUUUCUUCCCGUUAUAUUCCGGUUUUAUGUUUUUUAGGAUGGAUUGAGCUGUAACGCCCUUGACUUCGUUUCGCGGUUGCUCACAAUAGACCCAGACAAUAGAAUGGACAUCAACGAAGCUUUGACUCAUCCCUUCAUUCAGGACUACUUUCCUCAAAUCCCCAAUCAGCCUACAUGUCCGUUCCGAGUAAGUUUGGGUGAAUUUAGAAGUUCUCACGACCUCUUUUCAGGUGAAAAACGACAUGAAAAAUGUGGAGGUUCUCAAACACCAUCAGCUUACUGCCGCUUUAUGCAAAGACGUCAAGUCAGCUGAAAACAGUUACAACGCCGAAAUGUAUUCAGGAGGUAGUUCUUGGAAAAAAAAAUGUGGUUCAACUGCACUUCUCGUUCAUCUAACACUAUAAAUGCUUAACGCGCACUUUCAGUUAUACCCUAACAAACUUUUCAGAUUAUCCAUAUGAAAGAAUACGGGCGUGGUCGCCUGGAGAUUUUGAAAGAGAACGAAAUGACGAAAUCUUCGGAGGGACAAGAACUAACCCACGGUAACGCUUUGAAUAACGCUGACGUUUUGUUUUUUUUAUGAUCAAAAAGAUCAAAUAACGAAUUGCUCGAAAGAAAUGGACGCAGUAAAAUGCUGAAAAACAGAUUUAAAAAAAUGAAAAAAACAAAUGAACAGGGUUUUUCAAAAUUGAUAUCAGAUUGUGAAGAUAUUUCGCAUUUCCAAAUAUAUAUUUUGGAUUUUUUUGAAAAAUUUUUUUCGAGAGUAUUUCCAAUUUGGAAUCCACGCCAAGACAGCGUUUUUUCCAUAUUAACAAAAGUUUUUUUUCCCUAACUUAAAAUUUUUCGGCCAGUACCUCGAAACUCUAUCCAGAUCGGAAGCCUUCUUCUCGGAAAAAUUAUCGGAAAUGGCAGAAAAUUUCGAAUGGGAAUGAAAAAUUAAACAGAAAUAAAAAAAUAAAACAAUUCACUUCACUUAUAAACCAAAAAAAAAACCAUUGAUUUUGCUAACCUCAUUCUCCCUGGCUUUUCUUUAAACACGACAACUUCCUACUUCCGGUUGAUACAUAUUUUGUAUGUUUGCUUGGCUUUUACACCGCGCAAAGUGUUCGAUUUUCAGUUCAAAAGAUGAAAACGAUAAUUUAAAAAAAUGUAUUUUUUGAAGUAAAACAUUUAGUUGGAAUAUAAUUCAUGAAAGUUUAAGGCAUUUUUUUUAUAAAAGGAGGAGAGUUUACAGGAUCCACAGGGGCGAAAUCAAGUACAGACAGCCCGACGGAUUCAAGCAGGAGCGACAGCUCACAGGAAUAUGCACGUGA
Molecule: messenger RNA, 4931 nt
Organism: Caenorhabditis auriculariae
Lineage: Eukaryota; Metazoa; Nematoda; Chromadorea; Rhabditida; Rhabditidae
Source: the annotation of a GenBank genome assembly